Microcebus murinus (gray mouse lemur) is the source of this 15009-nucleotide messenger RNA. NCBI's taxonomy places the organism in Eukaryota, Metazoa, Chordata, Mammalia, Primates, Cheirogaleidae. The record is from RefSeq and is a predicted model, not a curated record.
GUACUAAAUGUAUUUUGAGUCUAGGGUUGUCAUCAAAGAGUUGUGUGACCAUAUGCUUUGUCCUAUGGUUUUUUAAUCACUUUACAAAAAAGGCAUUCCUCUCCCAUUUGUUAAAAGGUAAAAAGAUUUAUUUAAAGAUCUGUAUGUUUCCGAAACUGGGUAGAAUUUUAUUUUUGGCUCACACAAUAAAUGAUCUGCAACUGAUCUCUUUUGUUUCUCAUUAAAAAAGUGUUUAGAAAUUUCUUAGCUUAAAAAAAAAGUUUGUUUAAAUGAAGUUGCCAAAUCCAUGUUUAUAAUGAAUGUCUACCUUUUUGCCUCUGAAUCAAAGACAUUGAAAUUAGUCCCUCUGAACAUAGUAGAUUCAAGCUUAUACAAAAAGAAAAAAAAAAAAUGCAGAGAUCAGAGUCCGUAUAUUCUCCGGGUUAUAUGCUUGAGUGAGAUCAGGACACCAUCUCCCUCAUCACUCCAAUCCUAAGGGCUGUUGUUUCUCCCCCUAGAAUGGACUCAAUGCUCUCCAUCUGGCUGCCAAGGAAGGCCAUGUGGGCCUGGUUCAGGAGCUGCUGGGAAGAGGGUCCUCUGUGGAUUCCGCCACUAAGAAAGGCAAUACUGCUCUUCACAUUGCGUCUUUGGCUGGACAAGCAGAAGUUGUCAAAGUUCUUGUUAAGGAAGGAGCCAAUAUUAAUGCACAGUCUCAGAAUGGCUUCACUCCUUUAUACAUGGCUGCCCAGGAGAACCACAUUGAGGUUGUGAAAUAUUUGCUGGAAAAUGGGGCAAAUCAGAGCACGGCCACAGAGGAUGGCUUCACUCCUCUGGCCGUGGCCCUUCAGCAAGGACACAACCAGGCGGUGGCCAUCCUCUUGGAGAAUGACACCAAGGGGAAAGUGAGGCUGCCAGCUCUGCAUAUAGCAGCUAGGAAAGACGACACCAAGUCUGCCGCACUCCUGCUCCAGAACGACCACAACGCCGACGUGCAGUCGAAGAUGAUGGUGAAUAGGACAACAGAGAGUGGUUUUACCCCAUUGCACAUAGCUGCACACUACGGAAAUGUCAAUGUGGCCACUCUUCUUCUCAACCGGGGUGCUGCUGUGGACUUCACAGCCAGGAAUGGAAUCACUCCUCUGCAUGUGGCUUCCAAAAGAGGAAACACGAACAUGGUCAAGCUUUUACUGGAUCGAGGCGGUCAGAUUGAUGCCAAAACUAGGGAUGGGCUGACCCCACUUCAUUGCGCUGCCAGGAGUGGGCAUGACCAAGUGGUGGAACUUCUGUUGGAAAGGGGUGCCCCCUUGCUGGCAAGGACUAAGAAUGGGCUGUCUCCACUUCACAUGGCUGCACAGGGGGACCACGUGGAAUGUGUGAAGCACCUGCUACAGCACAAGGCCCCCGUGGACGACGUGACCCUAGACUACCUGACGGCCCUCCAUGUUGCCGCACACUGUGGCCACUACCGCGUAACCAAACUCCUCUUGGACAAGAGAGCCAAUCCAAACGCCAGAGCCCUGAAUGGUUUUACUCCACUGCACAUUGCCUGCAAGAAAAACCGCAUCAAAGUCAUGGAACUGCUGGUGAAAUAUGGGGCUUCAAUCCAAGCUAUCACAGAGUCUGGCCUCACACCAAUACAUGUGGCUGCCUUCAUGGGCCACUUGAACAUUGUCCUCCUUCUGCUGCAGAACGGAGCCUCUCCAGAUGUCACUAACAUUCGUGGGGAGACGGCCCUGCACAUGGCAGCACGAGCGGGGCAGGUGGAAGUGGUCCGGUGCCUCCUGAGAAACGGUGCCCUUGUGGAUGCCAGAGCCAGGGAGGAACAGACACCUUUGCAUAUUGCCUCCCGCCUGGGUAAGACAGAAAUUGUCCAGCUGCUUUUACAACAUAUGGCUCAUCCGGAUGCAGCCACGACCAAUGGGUACACGCCACUCCACAUCUCUGCCCGGGAAGGCCAGGUAGACGUGGCGUCAGUCCUCUUGGAAGCAGGAGCCGCCCACUCCUUAGCGACCAAGAAGGGCUUCACUCCCCUGCACGUCGCGGCCAAGUAUGGAAGCCUGGAUGUGGCAAAACUUCUCCUGCAACGCCGUGCUGCCGCGGACUCCGCGGGGAAGAACGGCCUUACCCCGCUCCAUGUCGCUGCUCACUAUGACAACCAGAAGGUGGCGCUGCUGUUGCUGGAGAAGGGUGCUUCCCCCCAUGCCACUGCCAAGAAUGGCUAUACUCCUUUACAUAUUGCUGCCAAGAAGAACCAAAUGCAGAUAGCUUCCACACUCCUAAACUACGGAGCAGAGACUAACAUCGUGACUAAGCAAGGAGUGACUCCACUCCACUUGGCCUCGCAGGAGGGCCACACAGAUAUGGUCACUUUGCUUCUGGAAAAGGGAGCCAAUAUCCAUAUGUCAACCAAGAGUGGACUCACGUCCUUACACCUCGCAGCCCAGGAAGACAAAGUGAACGUCGCAGAGAUUCUCACCAAGCACGGGGCUGACAAGGAUGCUCACACAAAGCUUGGUUACACUCCUUUAAUUGUGGCUUGUCACUAUGGAAACGUGAAAAUGGUCAACUUUCUUCUGAAGCAGGGAGCAAAUGUUAACGCAAAAACCAAGAACGGCUACACACCGCUGCACCAGGCCGCCCAGCAGGGCCACACGCACAUCAUCAACGUCCUGCUCCAGCACGGGGCCAAGCCCAACGCCACCACCGCGAAUGGCAACACCGCCUUGGCGAUCGCGAAGCGUCUGGGCUACAUUUCGGUGGUGGACACUCUGAAGGUUGUGACAGAGGAGGUCACCACCACCACCACGACUAUCACAGAGAAACACAAGCUAAAUGUUCCUGAGACAAUGACUGAGGUUCUCGAUGUUUCCGAUGAAGAGGCCUUUAAACAGUUUGGUGACCACUUUAUUGAUGGGGAAGCACUUAGUGACUCAGGUGACGACACGAUGACAGGUGAUGGGGGAGAAUACCUUAGGCCCGAGGAUCUAAAAGAACUGGGUGAUGACUCGCUGCCCAGCAGCCAGUUCCUGGAUGGUAUGAAUUACCUGCGCUACAGCUUGGAGGGAGGCCGAUCCGACAGUACCAUGCCCAGCCUUCGGUCCUUCAGUUCCGACAGGUCUCACACCCUGAGCCAUGCCUCCUACCUGCGGGACAGUGCCAUGAUUGACGACUCGGUUGUCAUCCCCAGUCACCAGGUGUCAACUCUAGCCAAGGAGUCUGAAAGGAAUUCUUAUCGUCUAAGCUGGGGCACUGAGAACUUAGACAACGUGGCUCUUUCUUCCAGCCCUAUUCAUUCAGGCCGCUCCUCUCCAUGUCUUGAUCGUGACAACAGCAGUUUUCUGGUUAGUUUCAUGGUGGACGCCCGAGGGGGCGCCAUGCGGGGGUGCAGACACAACGGGCUCCGGAUCAUUAUUCCGCCUCGGAAAUGCACCGCCCCGACGCGAGUCACCUGCCGGCUGGUCAAACGCCACCGACUGGCCACGAUGCCGCCCAUGGUGGAAGGAGAAGGACUGGCCAGUCGCCUGAUUGAAGUUGGACCCUCUGGUGCUCAGUUCCUUGGUAAACUUCACCUGCCAACGGCUCCUCCCCCACUUAAUGAGGGAGAAAGCUUGGUCAGCCGCAUCCUUCAGCUGGGGCCUCCUGGAACCAAAUUCCUUGGGCCGGUCAUCGUUGAGAUCCCUCACUUCGCGGCCCUUCGAGGAAAGGAGAGGGAGCUCGUGGUCCUGCGCAGUGAGAAUGGGGACAGCUGGAAAGAGCAUUUCUGCGAAUACACGGAAGAUGAACUGAAUGAAAUUCUCAACGGCAUGGAUGAAGUGCUGGAUAGCCCCGAAGACCUAGAAAAGAAGCGCAUUUGCCGGAUCAUCACCCGAGACUUCCCGCAGUACUUCGCGGUGGUGUCGCGCAUCAAACAGGACAGCAACCUGAUCGGCCCGGAGGGAGGCGUGCUGAGCAGCACGGUGGUGCCCCAGGUGCAGGCCGUCUUCCCGGAGGGGGCCCUAACCAAGCGGAUCCGCGUGGGCCUACAGGCUCAACCUAUGCACAGUGAACUGGUGAAGAAGAUCUUAGGCAACAAAGCGACCUUCAGCCCCAUCGUCACUUUGGAACCUAGAAGAAGAAAAUUCCACAAGCCAAUUACCAUGACCAUCCCUGUCCCCAAAGCUUCAAGUGAUGUCAUGUUGAAUGGGUUUGGGGGCGACGCACCAACCUUGAGAUUACUAUGCAGCAUCACAGGUGGAACCACCCCGGCUCAGUGGGAAGACAUCACAGGAACUACGCCAUUAACAUUUGUCAAUGAAUGUGUUUCCUUUACAACCAAUGUGUCAGCCAGGUUCUGGCUGAUAGAUUGUCGACAGAUCCAAGAAUCCGUUACCUUUGCCUCACAAGUGUAUAGAGAAAUUAUCUGUGUACCUUAUAUGGCCAAAUUUGUGGUGUUUGCCAAAUCGCAUGACCCCAUCGAAGCCAGGUUGAGAUGUUUCUGUAUGACUGACGAUAAAGUGGAUAAGACCCUCGAGCAGCAAGAGAACUUUGCUGAGGUGGCCAGAAGCAGGGAUGUGGAGGUAUUAGAAGGAAAACCCAUCUAUGUUGAUUGUUUUGGCAACCUGGUGCCAUUAACCAAGAGUGGCCAACAUCAUAUAUUCAGUUUUUUUGCCUUCAAAGAAAACAGACUUCCUCUCUUUGUCAAGGUACGUGAUACAACUCAGGAACCAUGCGGACGACUAUCAUUUAUGAAGGAGCCAAAAUCCACGAGAGGCCUGGUGCAUCAAGCUAUUUGCAACCUAAACAUCACCCUGCCGAUUUAUACAAAGGAAUCAGAGUCAGAUCAAGAACAGGAGGAAGAGAUCGAUAUGACAUCAGAAAAAAAUGAUGAGACAGAAUCUACAGAAACAUCUGUCCUGAAAAGUCACCUGGUUAAUGAAGUUCCUGUCCUAGCAAGUCCGGACUUGCUCUCGGAAGUUUCUGAGAUGAAACAAGAUUUGAUCAAAAUGACCGCCAUCUUGACCACAGAUGUGGCAGAUAAGGCAGGUUCCAUUAAGGUCAAGGAGCUGGCGAAGGCUGCUGAGGAAGAGCCAGGAGAGCCUUUUGAGAUUGUUGAGAGAGUUAAAGAGGACUUAGAGAAGGUGAAUGAAAUCCUGAGGAGUGGAACCUGCACGAGGGAUGAAGGCAGGGCCCAGCACUCGCGCUCUGAGAGAGAAUUAGUGGAGGAGGAAUGGGUCAUUGUCAGUGAUGAGGAGAUAGCAGAGGCUAAGCAGAAAGCACCUUUAGAGGUCACCGAAUACCCAUGCGUAGAAGUUAGGGUAGAGAAAGAGACCAGAGUCACAGCAGAGACAGACUCAACAGGGCUAGUGAACUACCUUACUGAGGAUCUGAAUUCCUACGUGCCUCUUCACGAAAAGCAGCCACAGAAGGUUCGAGACUCGGCAGGGGGGAAGCGGGAGGCUCCGGCCGUUGGCAGGAGCUCUGAAAACAAAGGGAAAGAUCUCCCCCCAGAUGAGACACAGGGUUCACAGAAACAACUCAAACCAAGCUUAGGAAUAAAGAAGCCGGUAAGAAGGAAAUUAAAAGAAAAGCAGAAACAAAAGGAGGAAAAUGCCCAAGCAAAUGCAGAAAAACCAGAACUUAAAAAAUGUAGUUCAGAGGAGUCAUUAGAUGAAGACACAGGUUUAGCCCCCGAACCUCUUCCCACCGCGAAGGCCACGUCUCCUUUGAUAGAAGAAACUCCCAUUGGUUCCAUAAAGGACAAAGUAAAGGCCCUUCAGAAGAAAGUGGAAGAUGAACAGAAAGGACGGAGCAAGUUGCCCGUCAGAGUCAAAGGCAAAGAGGACGCGCCCAAAAAGGCCACCCCCAGGACCCACCCGCCGGCAUCGCCCUCCCUGAAGUCAGCGUCGCCCUCCUCUAAGGCAGAAAGACACACUUCCCUUUCCUCCUCUGCAAAAUCUGAAAGGCACCCCCCAGUAUCGCCAUCCAGCAAAACUGAGAGGCACUCCCCCGUGUCACCCUCUCCAAAAGCUGAGAGACAUUCGCCUGUGUCAUCGUCGAGUAAGACUGAGAAACACUCACCUGUAUCACCCUCGACAAAAACUGAAAGACACUCCCCUGUGUCAUCUACAAAAACAGAGAGACACCCCCCUGUUUCCCCCUCGGGCAAAACAGACAAACGCCCCCCUGUGUCACCCUCUGGGCGAACAGAGAAACAUCCACCGGUAUCACCUGGGAGGACAGAAAAACGCUUGCCUGUGUCACCUUCUGGAAGAACAGAAAAACAUCCGCCUGUAGCAACCGCUGGGAAAACCGAGAAGCACCUGCCUGUGUCACCAUCUGGGAAAACCGAGAAGCACCUGCCUGUGUCACCAUCUGGGAAAACCGAGAAGCACUUGCCUGUGUCACCAUCUGGGAAAACAGAGAAGCACCUGCCUGUGUCACCCUCUGGGAAAACAGAGAAGCACCCCCCUGUAUCCCCCACCUCAAAAACAGAAAGAAUCGAGGAAACCAUGUCUGUUCGGGAGCUGAUGAAAGCUUUCCAGUCAGGGCAGGACCCAUCCAAACACAAAACUGGACUCUUCGAGCACAAAUCGGCAAAGCCAAAGCAGCCACAAGAAAAGGGGAAAGUUCGAGUCGAAAAAGAAAGGGGGCAGGUGGCAACCCAAAAAGAAACACAGAAAACAGACAGUCAGACAAUCAAACGAAGUCAGAGAUUCGUGGUAACGGGAGCUCCAGAAUCCAAGAGAGGGUUCCGUGCUCCUUCCAUCGGGUUAAAGAGAGAAGAUGCAGCUGGAGAAAAGGAGAAAUUGCUCAGCCACAAAAUACCUGACCCUGUUCAGCCAGCACCUGAGGAAAAAAGCCACAGAGAGGGCGAAAUGCCCAAAGAGAAGAUGGCGGAUGAGCAGGGCGACAUGGAUCUCCAGAUCAGCCCUGACAGGAAGACCUCCACUGACUUCUCUGAUGUCAUCAAGCAGGAGUUGGAGGACAAUGACAAAUACCAACAAUUCCGCCUGAGCGAGGAGACCGAAAAGGCACAGCUUCACUUAGACCAAGUUCUCACCAGUCCUUUCAACACCACAUUUCCGCUGGAUUACAUGAAGGACGAGUUCCUUCCCGCCCUGUCUUUGCAGAGCGGCGCUCUGGACGGCAGUUUGGAAAGUCUGAAGCAGGAAGGGGUCGCAGGCUCUCCCUGCGGCAGCCUGAUGGAGGGGACCCCUCAGAUUAGUUCCGAAGAAAGCUAUAAGCACGAGGGCCUAGCCGAGACCCCCGAGACAAGCCCAGAAAGCCUUUCUUUCUCCCCCAAGAAAAGUGAGGAGCAAAUUGUGGAAACAAAGGAAACCACCAAGUUAGAGGCUCUGACAGAAAUCCAUUCAGAAAAAGAACCUCCCACAACCAAAGACGUUCCUGAGGGUUCUGAGGAGCAGGGCGCUGCAGUCACUGAGGGCUCAGAGCCCUCCCCUGAGGGUUUGCAGAAAGAGAGUGCUCCAGACCCUUCCACAGACACAUGCCCCAAACCAGAAGGCGAUUGCCCUGGCAGCUCUAGCAUGUCACUAGCAAAGGAAGUCCCCAAGGCAUCAACUGGGGAAGCCAUCUGUGAUGAAGGUCAGUCUGCAUGUGGUAGUUCAGCCCACAAGACACAAACUGUUAGUGCAGCUCAGGAACCCACAACCCCCUCGAAUGAGACAAAGGCCUCCCCCCUGCCUGAUGCUUCCGUAAAGACAGACACAGGUGCAGAACCAAAGCCUCAGGGAGCCAUUAGAAGUCCCCAAGGGUUAGAACUUGCACUCCCGAGUCGAGAUAGUGAAGUCCUCAGCCCUGUGGCUGACGAAUCCUUAGCAGUAAGCCACAAAGACUCUCUGGAAGCCAGCCCUGUGCUAGAAGACAACUCUUCACACAAAACUCCAGAUUCUCUGGAACCAAGUCCCCUGAAGGAAUCCCCCUGUCGUGACUCUCUUGAAAGCAGCCCUGUUGAACCAAAGAUGAAGGCUGGAAUUCUCCCAAGUCACUUUCCUCUUCCCACAGCUGUUGCCAAAACAGAACUUUUUACGGAAAUGGCCUCCAUGCGGUCCCGGCUACUCCGGGACCCUGACGGCAGUGCUGAGGAUGACAGUCUUGAACAGACGUCACUCAUGGAGAGCUCGGGGAAGAGCCCCCUUUCUCCUGACACCCCCAGCUCUGAAGAAGUUAGCUACGAGGUCACACCCAAAGCCACAGAUGCCAGCAUGCCAAAACCAGCUGUGAUUCAUGAGUGUGCAGAGGAGGAUGAUUCAGAAAAUGGGGAGAAAAAGAGGUUCACUCCUGAAGAGGAAAUGUUUAAAAUGGUCACCAAAAUCAAAAUGUUCGAUGAACUGGAACAAGAAGCAAAGCAGAAAAGGGACUACAAAAGAGAACCUAAACAAGAAGAGUCUUCAUCCUCUGACCCAGAUGCUGACUGUUCAGCAGAUGUAGAUGAACCAAAACCUGUGGGGAGAGUGGAGGGUGAAGGUGAUGUCCCUAUCUUGGUGACUUCAGAGAACAGAAAGGCUUCUUCCUCCUCAGAAAGUGAACCUGAAUUGACACAGCUGAAAAAAGGUUCUGACUCGGGCCUUUUGUCAGAACCAGUUAUUCGAGUGCAGCCUCCUUCUCCACUUCCAUCCUGCAUGGACUCCAAUUCUAGCCCAGAAGAAGUACAGUUCCAGCCUAUAGUUUCCAAACAAUAUACUUUCAAGGUGAAUGAAGAUACUGGGGAAGAAACAGGUAAAUCAGAAGAAGACAAAGACUGUGAAUCCCACCUAGCUGAAGACAGUCAUACUGCUCUCACUGGGGGCGCAGAUAGAUCUGAUGAGGAUCUAAACAGGGACACUGAUCAGCCAAAAAUUUGUGACGGUCAUGGAUGUGAGGCCACGAGUCCUAGUGGCUCAACCCCUCCUUUCUCUUCAGGCCUCCAGAGUUCACCUGGUGAUGAUGUUAAUGAACAGCUAGUCACUCAUAAAGAACCAUUAGCUCCCCAAAACACACAGAAAGAAGACACAGAAGGAGAAGAGCUCGGUGUUUCUAGAGUGAAAUCUCCACAAGUAGAUUGCCCCAGUGAAAGCUCUUCAUCUCUGUCCUCUUUGCCUCAUUGUCCAGUAUCUGAAGGAAAAGAAUUAGAUGAAGGCAUAGCCUCCACCUCUCCUACUACAAAAAUGGAGGUUACAAAAACUGAUGAAACACUUGAGAGCUUGCCAAAAGACUGCUCCACGCAGGAUUCAUCUGUUACUACUCAAACAGAUCGAUUUUCCAUGGAUGUUCCCGUGUCUGACCUACCUGAGACUGAUGAAAUCUAUGGCCCUCAAAUCACAAGCCCUUAUGAAAAUGUUCCUUCCCAAUCUUUUUUCUCUAGUGAAGAAAGCAAAACUCAAACAGAUGCAAAUCACACCACAGGUUUUCAGUCUUCUGAAGUGCAUUCUGUCACCAGCACAUCCUCUGUCGAAAAUGUAGUAAUGGCAACCUCAUCUAGUGGAACUGUUUCAGGCAAAGAAUCUAAUUUUGAAGGCCAGAACAUGAACAUAGAAUCCAAACAAGAUAGUACCUUAUGGAAAAUGCAAUCAGAUAUAGCCCCUUCAUCUUCAGAGCCCACCAUGCCAAAUAUACCCGCAGUUGUUGGUGAACAAAUAAGCAAAGUCAUCAUCACAAAAACUGAUGUGGAUUCUGAUUCCUGGAGUGAAAUUCGUGAAGAUGAUGAAGCUUUUGAGGCUCGAGUGAAAGAGGAGGAACAAAAGAUAUUUGGUUUGAUGGUAGACAGACAAUCACAGGGUACCACCCCUGACACCACUCCCGCUAGGACCCCAACUGAAGAGGGGACCCCAACAAGUGAACAAAAUCCAUUUCUCUUUCAGGAAGGAAAAUUAUUUGAGAUGACUCGAAGCGGUGCCAUCGAUAUGACCAAAAGGUCUUACGCAGAUGAAAGUUUCCACUUUUUCCAAAUUGGUCAAGAAUCCGGGGAAGAGAUUCCCUCCGAAGACAUGAAAGACAGGACUACUGGGGCAGAGCCUCCACAGCCGGAGACAUCAGCUGAGUCACUAGCACUUUCAGAAUCAAAAGAAACAGUGGAUGAUGAAGCAGAGUUACUUCCAGAUGACCUGAGUGAGGAAGUAGAGGAAAUAUCUGCUUCAGAUGCUCAACUUAACUCCCAGUUGGGAAUUUCAGCCUCCAUGGAGGAAACAUCAACAAAAGAGCCCAUUUUUGUAGGGGCUGAGGACCUUCCUACCACGCAAGUGGGUGAUACAGUUCCUCUGUCUGUUGUGAAGGGGACAUCUUGCCCCGAUUCCCCUGAACCGGUUGUAAAAGUCCAGUUGGAUUUUUCCACAGUCACCAGGUCUGUAUAUUCAGAUAGGGAUGAGGAUUCUCCCGACUCUUCCCCAGAGGAACAGAAAUCAGUGAUUGAAAUCCCUACUGCACCCAUGGAGAACGUGCCUUCUACCGAAAGCAAAUCCAAAAUCCCCGUAAAGACUAUACCCACUUCAGCCCCAGCACCUCCAUCUGCAGAAUAUGAGAGUUCACUUUCUGAAGAUCUAUCCAGUCUGGAUGAGGAAAGUAAAGAGGAUGAAGCAAAACCAAAGUCCAAAAUCCCCAUCAAAGCACCCGUCCAAAGAGUAGAGCAGCAGCUUUCACACCUAGAGUCGUCUCUCCAGGAGACAAUGGCUCCUCAGGGACAGGACAUGACGAGCAGAGCACCAGAUAAUAGAAGCCAAUCUGAAUCUGAUGCUAGUUCUUUGGACUCAAAACCCAAAUUCCCAGUAAAAACCAGAAGUUACACUGAGACAGAGACAGAGAGCUGCCUGGGGGAAGAGGAGUUUGAGUUAGAAUCCGAAGAAGGGGCCACAAGACCAAAGAUAUUUGCAUCCCGAUUGCCAGUUAAGAGCAGAAGCACCACAUCUUCCUGCAGGGGGAGCAUGAGUCCCACAAAGGAAAGUAAGGAACAUUUCUUUGACCUAUACAGAAACUCCAUAGAAUUCUUUGAGGAGAUUAGUGAUGAGGCUUCCAAGUUAGUGGAUAGACUUACACAAUCAGAAAGGGAACAGGAGUUAGUUUCAGAUGAUGAAAGUAGUAGUGCCCUGGAAGUUUCAGUAAUUGAAAAUCUGCCACCUGUUGAGACCGAGCACUCAGUUCCUGAGGACAUCUUUGACACACGGCCCAUUUGGGAUGAGUCCAUUGAGACUCUGAUUGAGCGCAUCCCUGAUGACAAUGGCCAUGACCAUGCUGAAGAUGCACAGGAUGAGCAGGAACGGAUCGAGGAGAGGCUGGCUUAUAUUGCUGAUCACCUUGGCUUCAGCUGGACAGAAUUAGCAAGAGAACUGGAUUUCACCGAGGAACAAAUUCACCAAAUUCGAAUUGAGAAUCCCAACUCCCUUCAAGACCAGAGUCACGCACUUUUGAAGUACUGGCUAGAAAGGGACGGGAAACACGCUACGGAUACCAGCCUCAUUGAAUGUCUCACCAAGAUCAACCGAAUGGAUAUUGUUCAUCUCAUGGAGACCAGCAUGGAGCCUCUCCAGGAACGCAUCAGUCACAGCUAUGCAGAAAUUGAACAGACCAUUACACUGGAUCAUAGCGAAGGGUUCUCAGUCCUCCAAGAGGAGCUAUCCACCGCACAGCACAAGCAGAAAGAGGAGCGAGCUGUCUCUAAAGGAAACGAGCCUUGCGAUCACCCUCCCAUCGUGUCCGAGGAAGACAUUUCUGUUGGUUAUUCCACCUUCCAGGAUUCCCUCCCCAAAACUGAUGGGGACAGCUCAGCAACAGGACUCAUUCCCCAAACUGAGAAGGAGCAAGUGCUACAGGAUUUCUCAGGGAAAAUGCAAGACCUGCCCGAAGAGUCCUCUCUUGAGCACCAGCAGGAGUACUUUGUGACAUCCCCAGGACCAGAAGUGUCAGAGACCCAAAAGUCCACGGCAGUACCUGGCUCUCCCAGCAAGACACCUGAGGACGUUGGUAGCCCCCCUGAGGAGGAGAGGCUGUACCCCCAGACGCCAGCACCCAGCGAGCGGGGAGACUCUCCCAUCGUGCAGGAGCCCGAAGAGCGCCCAGCGCGCGGGGACGAGAGUUCUCUGCAGAAGACGAGCCUUGUGAUAGUGGAGUCUGCGGAUGACCAGUCGCAGGCCUUGGAAAGACUCCAGGAAAAUACGGCCUUUGAAAAGGAGCUAACAGAGGAAUUAGGGGAGCUGGAGGCCAGCUCAGAUGAGGAGGCCAUGGUAACUACCAGGGUCGUCCGCCGGCGAGUGAUUAUUCAGGGAGAUGACAUGCCUGACAUUCCCCCGGAAACAGUCACAGAGGAAGAAUACAUUGACGAGCACGGACACACCGUGGUGAAGAAGAUUACUAGGAAAAUCAUUAGGCGGUAUGUGUCCUCUGAGGGCACGGAGAAAGAAGAGAUUAUAAUGCAGGGACUGCCGCAGGAGCCUGUCAGCAUCGAGGAGGGGGACGGCUACUCCAAGGUCAUAAAGCGCGUAGUAUUGAAGAGUGACAUCGAACAGUCAGAGGUGACUCUGUCUGAGCCCAGCGUUCUGUCCAGUCCGUCACAAUUUCAGGCUGAACCAGUGGAAGGCCGUAGAGUCAGCAAAGUUGUUAAAACAACUAUGGUCCAAGGAGAGAGGAUGGAGAAGCAUCUGGGGGAUUCUAGUUUAGCUACUGAUCUGCCUUCAGCCAAAGAUGACUUUGAAGAGGCUUUGAGUUACACAGGUAGCCACAUGAAAGUCCACUUCCCCAGUUUAGUAGAGAAUGAAAUCCUGAAAGAGGAUGGAUCAAUAAUUAAAAGGACAACCAUGAGUAAAGCCCGCACUCAGAAGAGGGCUGUGGUGAAGGACCAGCAUGGAAAACGCAUUGACUUGGAGCACCUGGAGGAUGUCCCCGAAGCGCUAGACCAGGACGCCCUCCAGCACGAUCUCCAGAGGCUCCUGCGACAUUUCUGCGAGGAGGACUUGAAGCCAGAGGCCAAAUGAGGGGCUGCCCAGUCCUCACGCCAGAAACCACACAUUCACUCAACAUGCAGCUUCCUCUUUCACUAGAGAAGUGACCUAACGAGCCUAAUUCGUGGGACACCCCAACACUUCCACUGUUAGCAAAGAUACUGCAUUUCGUUUUAGUUUUUCCCGCAUCCUCUUUAACUCUAAGCUGAUUUGUGACCAAAGAUAGCAUCCUUCAUUCCGGAUGCUGUAUCCACUACUCUGUUGUGUCUGUGCUAAGCUGGGGACUGGCCACCUCCAUGGUUCUUUGCUUCUGCCCAAGCUCCAUGAACAUCCAUUGAUCAGAAGAACUUCACCUGCAGACCUCUUCUCGUGACGACGUAUAGGAAUCCUUCAAAGGGAUGUCCAUGUACAAUGUAUAUAGCUGAAAUGCUCAGAUGAACAACAGAUUAAAAUUAAAACCACUGCCUAUCAUAACUACACUGGGCAUCAUGGAAUAAAAGGCCUCUAGAAAUUGCUGAACGAUGGUUAAUUGCGAUAUUGCUAACACAAUCGAAUGGUAAUACAGUUUUACUGCAAAAGAAGCACUUCAGACCUAUCAUGUCCUUAGAUCUUCCAGAGUAGCCAUUGCUCCUAGUUAAAGAUGGAUUCAUAACCUCAAAGAACGGUUCUAAGAAGCUACUGCUGGUGCUGGCCAGCCAUGCGUAUGACUCUUUCCGGCAACCACUCCAAGGGAGGGGAGGAAGGGAGGAGGAGAAGGAAACGAGGAGGUAUCCAGUUGCUAGCAGCUACGUCAGGUGACAUUCUAGCAUCUUCAGGUCUUUUAGAUUUUGGGCACGCUGGCAGGGUAUUUUAAAAGCUAUAACUACUGUAGUUUUCCAGUUUUCAUUGCUGCUUUAGCAAACCACACUGUCUUACUGGUGGUACUUUCUUCUGGCCACUGCACUGUAGAUAAUUCAUUGGAAACAAGAUUUACCCACGACAUAAAAGGUUAAAACUCCUUCAUUAUGUUGGAGUGGUUUCUUUUUUUUAUUUUUUUUUCUCCAGGUUUCUAUCUUCUCUAAUACCUGCAUGUGGCAUUUAAAAAUCAAAACCACAGUCAAAACCCCUCUUCUAAUCACAUUAAUGGUUUUCAUUCCCUCCCCACCCCACCCCAGAGUGAACACUUUUCACUUUCCAGCUGGGUCUGUUUUUCAGCUUGCAGACAAGAUUGAGAAAUCUUUGCAAAUUUGGUUUGGGUUAAAUUUUUUGGUUUAUUUAUUUGAAAUCCACACUCCCUUGGAAACUCUGAAGUGCAUUUGUGCACUUUUCUGUUUGUUUCAAAGAAGGGACUAUAACAAUCUGAGUGAUUUCCAUGUCCUAUUCCUUAUUCCUCUAGUGGUUGAAGCUGUGUAGCAUUUUAACAUAUAUAUAUAUUCACAAAUAUAUUCAUAUAAACAGUAUACAUUUUGAAUCAGUUAUUUGUUAAAGAAAGUAUAUUCAAUGAAGAUGAAAUUUAAAUUUAAAAAAAAAAAAAGAGUCUGUCCUCCAGGGAUUGAACAUUUUCCAAUUAUCUGGUCUUUUCCUGUUGUGCAAAAAUGACUCAUUGCUCCGACUGUCAAAAACAAAUGUGACAAACAAUGGCACUUCAUCAUUUAAAGUAAUGUUGCCAAGAGAAAAAAAUUUCCUGGGGAGGUUUCCCACAAGCCAAAUCUCCUAAGCCUCAAAUGCUAGCACUUUUUGGCAGUUGGAUAGGAAAUAAAACAUUCUUUGGCAGCCAAAAUGAGAGAGGCCCAUAGUGGAACUUUUUGAGACACCCUGUGGCCUCCUUGUCAAACCUUCACUGGAGCUCAAGAAAAGCAUUUCUGUUGUGUUAUUUGCAGUGCAGAUGAUGUCUGUGUAACAACAUAAUGGUUAUUCACCUUUUUUUGAUUUUGAUUUUUGCUGUGUUAUCAAAAAACUUGAAUACUGUGAGAAGAAGUGAAUUUUCAGUUGAUGAAUCAGCAUCUUGUUCCCAUGGUGAUAACACUAAUUGAAUAUAUCUAUGAGGGCAUGUAUUAGUUAAUGGAAAAAAAUACAACACUAACAAUACAUAGCUGCAAUGUGUACAAUGGCUGAUUUAAUUAAAUAAAAUGUACAAGUGUUAAAUGUG